Molecule: messenger RNA, 2933 nt
Organism: Otolemur garnettii (small-eared galago)
Lineage: Eukaryota; Metazoa; Chordata; Mammalia; Primates; Galagidae
Gene: AQP9
Product: aquaporin 9
Exons: 6
Coding region: 296-1183 (295 amino acids)
Biological process (GO): water transport; glycerol transmembrane transport
Cellular component (GO): basolateral plasma membrane; plasma membrane
Molecular function (GO): urea transmembrane transporter activity; glycerol channel activity; water channel activity
Source: RefSeq, a predicted model, not a curated record
GAGAAUAAAGGUAAUGAUUAAUCUAUCAGGCACAAAAAGGCUCGUUUUGGGGAUUUCAGGUUCUAACUUGAGAAUUCCAACAAAUAUCAGCGGACAGAGAAUGAUAGUUCCACCAGAAGAGGAUUAAGUCACAGCCUAUAAUUGGGACAGCACUUAUACAGUCCAAGAAUCUCACCAGACAUCUCCAGGAAUCCCGUGAGCAGUUGUCAAAACUUCCAUUUUCAUGUCCGUGUGAAGGUGGGGACCAGAACAGGCAGGUGCUAGUGGAAACAGUAGUCCUCCAAGCAGCCCCAAGAUGCAGCCGGAGAAGGGAGAGAAGGGGAAAAGCUUCAAGCAGAGACUGGCCUUAAAGAGCAGCUUAAUGAAAGAAAUACUUGCCGAGUUCUUGGGCACAUUCAUCAUGAUCGUCCUCGGAUGUGGCUCUGUUGCCCAAGCCAUCCUUAGUCGAGGUGUUUUUGGAGGAAUUGUCACUAUCAAUAUUGGAUUUGCAAUGGCAGUUGUAAUGGCCAUUUAUGUGACUGCAGGUAUCUCUGGAGGCCACAUCAAUCCCGCCGUGUCUUUUGCGAUGUGUCUCUUUGGAAGGAUGAAAUGGUUCAAAUUCCCAUUUUAUGUGGGAAGUCAGUUCUUGGGAGCCUUUGUGGGGGCUGCGACCCUCUUUGGCAUUUACUAUGAUGGAAUUAUGUCCUUUGCUGGAGGAAAAUUGCUCAUCACAGGAGAAAAUGCAACAGCGCACAUUUUCGCAACAUACCCAGCUCCAUAUCUAUCUCUGGUGAAUGCAUUUGCAGACCAAGUACUGGCCACCACCUUCCUCCUCAUAGUCGUCUUUGCCAUUUUUGACUCCAGAAACGUGGGGGUCCCCCAAAGCCUACAGCCUAUUGUCAUUGGCCUCCUGAUUGUUGUCAUUGCUUCCUCUUUGGGACUGAACAGUGGCUGUGCCAUGAACCCAGCUCGAGACCUGAGUCCCAGACUUUUCACAGCCUUAGCAGGAUGGGGGUUUGAGGUUUUCACAGCGGGAAAUAACUUCUGGUGGAUUCCUGUAGUGGGUCCUUUGGUGGGUGCUGCUAUUGGAGGCUUCAUCUAUGUUCUUCUCAUUGAAAUCCACCAUCCAGACCCUGAACCAGAAUUCAAGGCAGAACAAUCUGAGGACAAACCAGAGAAAUAUGAACUCAGUGUUAUCAUGUAGUGGCACGCUCAGUUCUGGAAGCGUAAUUGGUUUGAUAGUUUCUUCAGAAGGCAUGCCAUCCAAGUUUCUGUGUUUUUGUAAGAAUGAGGUGGAAUCCACCCAAUAUUCUCUGCUAGCCACAUGAGAAGUGAAGGUUUGGAAAUACUGACCUCGUCUCUACAAGUUUCCCCCAGAAUUGUACUGAUUGUCCCCUGAAACAACUUUCUGUCUUGCCCUAUUUAUUUCAUGCUUGAUAAGAAUUCUUCUUACUAUGUGAUCACUAAUAACUUGGAACCUUGACCAUGGCUGUAUUUGGAUGGUCUCAGGUGCAUUAUCUACUGUAUGAAAGUGUCACUGAAAGCCUCUUCUUCAGUGUCUACAAAGAUUACCUUCUGAGUAUCAACCAAAAUCUAAAUUGAAAUGAUGGUUUCAGUCAACAAAUCCAUGAAUUAGGGAGCUAACAGGUUAAGUCUCUAGUUAUGUUGUGCUACUGUAUUUGUAUAAAUACUUAUAUUUUCCAAACCUAGAAUUGUAGGAAGCAACAGAUCGCAGCUGAAAAGCACAAAGGAAGGACACUGUGGCAUCCAGAAACCUCAGGAGACAAAGAUAAAUUUGGGAAACCAAAUGGAAUUUUUUAAUGGAAACCAUUUACCAGAUUAAUCUCUUGCUCUUCUGUAUUUUAGAGGGCACCAAUUAAUUUCCUGAUCUUUAGUAUAUAAUAACCUAAAAUACAAUUGUAACCCCCAGUCAUGAAAAAUAUAUCACUCUGUCUUUUCAGCUCAAAUUUAUUUUCUUAAUUGCCCACUUGAGAGCAGACAUUUGACAAGUUAUGUCAAUGGCUUCACUCAUCCAUUACUCUACACAUGGCCUAGAUACCAAAACUGAAAGCCAUUGCAUCCUGGUCUAGCAGAAUCUUUACAGUGGAAGGUCUCUGGAAGGAUAAUAUUACCUUUGGGGGCUAUACAAUUCACAAAGCACUUUCAUACAUAUUAUCUAAUUUAAUCUUUACAGUGACUGCCUAGAGUGAAUACCUUACUAUCUGUCUUAUAGACAAAGAAACAAAAUCUCAGGGAAGUUGAGAUUCCCAAGAUCAAAUGGGAAGUUGAACAUUGUAUGAUGCCUCCCUCUGCCUUUCAAAGAUCAAUAACUGGCUAAGAAUCUUGCCAACCUUUUCUGGCUCUCCAGAAGAAGUGGCAUUGGCAACUUCCAGAACAUAUAUUCUUUCUGGAUAUAAUGCUCCUGGAUCUUAAGAGAAGACUCUCAUUGUCUGGGUUUAUUCCCUGCUGCUACUGAGGCACUAAUGAAGGAAAGAGGUAACAUCUGAUCAUAGCUUUCAUUUGCUAAAAAGCAUUGUCAGAAAACCUUCCUUCCUAAGCCACCCUUGGUCUUGCUAAGUCUUAAUGUUCCUUCCCAGUCAAUCCCAAACAUUCCAUUCCUAAGAAGGGAAUUUCUUCUUCCUUAGUCUCUUCCUUGUGAAGUUCUUUAAUUGAGUUACUUUUGACAAAAGGGCCUUCUGAAUCACAAGCGAAGCACCAUGGGAACUUCUUUAUAUCUAGGCAUGAACCAUCAGUCAAAUGUUAAAAAGCCCAGCAUUCCCAAAGGCAUCAAUCCAGUUCCCAACUGCUGUGUAAUCACAAUGAAACAACAAAACACAAAUGUGAAAUGUUUCUAAUGGCCCGUAUUUUACAAUCUACAGAUAUAUGGCAUUAUUUUCUUGCUCUGAAGCUACCUAGAUAUUUCUUAUUUGAAAUAAAAUUGUUGAGUCAUUCUU